CCUUCCUAACACAACACGACCCUUGACUUGCCUACUUUCCACUCUUUUUUCAUUACAACUUACACGUCUCGAACCAUUCCACUCUUUACAUACUCACCAUUAACAUACUACACUCUUCUCGUCGGCAACUCACUCGUUUAUUGUUGUCUAUUCGUCUUCAUCUUUCAGGUCUUCCAUAAUCUAAUCGGUUUUUUUUGUGGUUUCGACCUCUUAGUACUUCAAGUCGGUUUUUGUUCAGUCUCCAGCCUGCAUACUGCAUCCCUCAUUCGCUUGGGAUUGCACUCCAUCUUGCACCUCUAUUUUCUGUCAAACGCACAUCAUUGAAACCACUUGAUCACACCACCUAAUACCUAGUACUGUAUCAACAUCAAAAUGCGCUCGUUCGCCCUCGCGUUCGCUGUAACGGCGGCGAGCCUGGUCCAAGCUGGACCUACUGCUACCGAAAAGGAAUUGCCUAGACGGGCCGAUGCUCUUCCCACAGUGACUGCUUCUGGUAAUGCGUUCUGGGCCGGUGACGAACGAUUCUAUCUCCGAGGCAUUGACUACCAGCCUGGUGGCUCUUCGGCGAACUUGGAUCCCCUUUCAGAUAGUAACAUCUGUAACAGGGACAUCGCCAAAUUCAAGGAACUUGGCGUAAACACUGUUCGCGUUUACUCGGUUGACAACUCGGCCGAUCACACCGAAUGUAUGCAGGCCCUGAAUGAUGCUGGCAUCUACCUGGUUCUCGACGUCAAUAACCCUAGUUACUCUAUUAACCGAGACGAGCCUGCCCCAUCGUACAACGAUGUCUACCUCCAGAGUGUCUUCGCUACCAUUGAUGAGUUUGUCAAGUACUCGAACACGCUCGCUUUCUUCUCUGGGAAUGAAGUUAUCAACGACAAGCCCGAGUCUGUAAAAGCCGCUCCUUACGUCAAGGCCACCACUCGUGACAUGAGACAGUACAUCGGCUCGCGCAACUACCGCAAGGUUCCGGUUGGCUAUUCUGCUGCCGAUGUUAGUCAAAAUCGCAUGCAAACUGCCAACUACUUCAACUGCGGUACCGAUGAUGAGCGCAGUGACUUUUUCGCUUUUAAUGAUUAUUCGUGGUGUGCACCGUCCUCGUUUGAGGAAUCUGGUUGGAACCAGAAGGUGAAGAACUUUACUGGAUAUGGCCUGCCCAUCUUCUUGUCUGAGUGGGGCUGCAUAACAAACGGCCGCACCUUUGAGGAGUUGAGUGCUUUAAUGAGCGACCAGAUGUCUUCUGUUUACUCAGGUGGCCUCAUGUACGAGUACAGCAGAGAAGGCAACGGGUUUGGUAUUGUCGAACUUGACGGCAACUCUGACACUGUCAAGGAAGAUCCCGAGUUCUCGAAGCUAGCGUCAGCUCUGUCCAAAUACCCCACCCCUACUGGUAAUGGCGGCUUUACUUCCACCACGGCCUCUGUUGCUUGCCCAACUGUUGACGAUGUGUGGGACCUUGAGGACUGGGGCGCUAGCGCCCUUCCCGCAAUCCCUGAGGGAGCUGUAAAGUAUAUGACGGAUGGUGCUGGUGCUGGACCAGGCCUCAAGGGCGACGGCUCCCAGAAUGCUGGAGGCACUUCGACUGGCACUGCUUCUCCUGGCUCUGGAUCUGUAACAGCUACUGCAUCGGGUGACAACGGCAGCGGCCGACCAGCCCCACCGAUGGACAUGAGUAUCUUUGCCCUUACAGGCGUUGUUGCUGCGUUCACCCUUGUUGGAACUCUAUUGUUGUAGAAUGGCUACUCCUUUCAGGAGAGCUUUCUUGGCCGAAAUAUUAUACCAAAUGUCGGCGUGGAAUGAAGGUGUGUUCCAUGAGAUUGGCCCUUUAAAAUGUUGAUUGGAUCC
Messenger RNA from Hypoxylon fragiforme, 1845 nucleotides. RefSeq names its product glycoside hydrolase family 72 protein. Gene Ontology annotation, cellular component: fungal-type cell wall; cytoplasm. Lineage: Eukaryota; Fungi; Ascomycota; Sordariomycetes; Xylariales; Hypoxylaceae. Gene Ontology annotation, biological process: fungal-type cell wall (1->3)-beta-D-glucan biosynthetic process. The transcript has 4 exons. The record is from RefSeq and is a predicted model, not a curated record. Gene Ontology annotation, molecular function: 1,3-beta-glucanosyltransferase activity. The coding region runs from base 373 to 1734 and encodes 453 amino acids.